This is a messenger RNA of Nymphalis io (European peacock), 2468 nucleotides long. RefSeq names its product RNA-splicing ligase RtcB homolog (gene RtcB). Lineage: Eukaryota; Metazoa; Arthropoda; Insecta; Lepidoptera; Nymphalidae. Gene Ontology annotation, cellular component: nucleus; tRNA-splicing ligase complex. The record is from RefSeq and is a predicted model, not a curated record. The transcript has 5 exons. Gene Ontology annotation, molecular function: RNA ligase (ATP) activity. Bases 218 to 1738 code for a protein of 506 amino acids. Gene Ontology annotation, biological process: tRNA splicing, via endonucleolytic cleavage and ligation.
AAUUGGUAGCGCGUACACCGUACCUAUUCGUAAUAUUGCUAACACUUGUACAUAUUAUCGUAACAUACGUUUACGUUUAAUAUUUGCAAUUAGUUUGUUACCGUAAUUCAGUUAUUUUUUUAUUUAAUUAUUUAAUGUAAAUGAAUUUUUACUUGUGUUAUUAAUUUAAAGCUUGUUUAGAUAUCUGAUAAAUAAAAACUACACAUAAAUACUAAAUAUGGUUGUCAGGCAAUAUAAUGAAGAAUUAAAAUAUUUAGAAAAAAUAAAUCCACAUUGUUGGAAAAUUAAGAAAGGCUUUCAACCUAAUAUGAACGUUGAAGGCGUUUUUUACGUUAAUAAUACGUUAGAAAAGCUCAUGUUAGACGAAUUAAGGAAUUCUUGCCGGCCUGGCAUGACGGGAGGAUUUCUUCCUGGAGUCAAGCAAAUAGCAAAUGUAGCUGCAUUGCCAGGAAUUGUUGGGCGAUCUGUCGGUCUUCCGGAUAUACAUUCAGGAUAUGGAUUUGCUAUUGGUAAUAUGGCUGCUUUUGAUACAUCUAAUCCUAAGUCAAUUGUGUCUCCUGGAGGUGUAGGUUUUGAUAUAAAUUGUGGUGUCCGCCUUUUAAGAACUAAUUUACAUGAAAAAGAUGUUCAGCCAAUUAAGGAACAAUUAGCCCAAAGCUUAUUUGAUCAUAUUCCUGUUGGAGUGGGCUCUAAAGGUAUCAUACCCAUGAAUGCUAGAGAUUUAGAAGAAGCUUUAGAAAUGGGUAUGGACUGGUCUCUAAGGGAAGGGUAUGUAUGGGCUGAAGAUAAAGAACACUGUGAAGAAUAUGGUCGCAUGCUUAAUGCCGAUCCAUCCAAAGUGAGCUUAAGGGCAAAGAAACGAGGACUGCCACAAUUAGGAACUCUUGGAGCUGGUAAUCACUAUGCUGAAAUACAAGUUGUUGACGAAAUUUACGAUAAAUUUGCUGCUGGUAAGAUGGGCUUAGAAAGAAUUGGCCAAGUAUGUGUAAUGAUACACUCAGGAAGUAGAGGAUUUGGUCAUCAAGUAGCAACAGAUGCACUUGUGCAAAUGGAGAAGGCCAUGAAAAGAGAUCAAAUUGAAGUUAAUGAUCGUCAACUGGCCUGUGCAAGGAUAAAUUCUGUUGAAGGUCAAGAUUAUUUAAAAGCUAUGGCAGCAGCAUCUAACUUUGCAUGGGUCAACCGUAGUUCAAUGACAUUUCUUACACGUCAAGCAUUUUCAAAACAAUUUAAACUGGCUCCUGAUGAUUUAGAUAUGCAUGUUAUAUAUGAUGUUUCUCAUAAUGUAGCCAAAAUAGAAGAACAUAUUGUUGAUGGUAAAGUAAAAACUUUACUUGUUCAUAGAAAGGGAUCCACAAGAGCAUUUCCUCCUCAUCACCCACUGAUACCAGUGGAUUACCAAUUGACUGGGCAACCUGUAUUAAUUGGAGGAUCUAUGGGCACAUGUAGUUAUGUGCUAACAGGUACUCACCAGGGUAUGACAGAAACUUUUGGAUCCACAUGUCACGGAGCUGGCCGCGCUCUCUCUCGCGCCAAAUCUAGGCGAAAUAUUGAUUACAAGGAUGUAUUAAAUAAGUUAGAAGGUAUGGGAAUUUCUAUAAGAGUAGCCUCACCAAAAUUAGUAAUGGAAGAAGCUCCAGAAUCUUACAAGAAUGUGACUGAUGUUGUAAACACUUGUCAUUCUGCUGGCAUCAGUAAAAAAACUGUUAAAUUACGUCCUAUUGCUGUAAUUAAGGGUUAAAUUAAAUACAUUAUAUUACUAUAGGCUGACUUUGAAAUCAUUGGCAUUCUUUAUUUUACAAUCAGGAAUUUUAAAUUUGCAUUAAAAAACAUUAUUAAAAGUUUUAAACAGAAAAGAAAUAAUAACUGCAUUUUGUUAGGAAUAUGUCUAAUUAGAUAAAAAAAGUAGUAAUUACCUAUGGGAUUAUAUUAAUGGCUUUGGUAUACCUUAGUAACUAUAAGCAGUUUACACAUAUCCCGACGGUUGAUCAUAUUUGAUACUUUUCCUUUCUUUUUUUUAUGUAGUAUUUUUAUAUAAUUAGGUUCAAUGGAUGCUAAUGAUAUAUGGAAAGUCAGUCAGAAUUAUGUAUACUGGAUACAUAUUUGUCAUCGCAUUUACCAUUUAUGUAAAUGUAAUUUUGUAGUAAUCUGUAAUGUUUGUUUCAUUAUAUAAAUAAAAACACAAUUAUGUAUUUUAUUUAAUUGAUGGUAACAUUUCACUAACAUUAUAUUAUUAAUACUGAAUUUAUGUUGACUAACAUUGGAGGUAUUUGAUGACUACGUUGUGAAGUUCUACAUCUAUAAUAUUUUCAUUUUAUCAGCUAGUAUCACUAGUAAAGCAGUUCCGAGGAAAAAUAGACCAGAUGGCAACACAGUUGUUGUAUAAUCAACUUUAUCUGAAACAAAAAACAGAUAUAUUAAUAAAACGUGUUAUUUAUAUGUAAUUUUUCUAAAUAAAUAUUUAAAUACAA